Molecule: messenger RNA, 2346 nt
Organism: Hansenula ciferrii
Lineage: Eukaryota; Fungi; Ascomycota; Saccharomycetes; Phaffomycetales; Wickerhamomycetaceae
Gene: LEU1
Product: 3-isopropylmalate dehydratase LEU1
Exons: 1
Coding region: 1-2346 (781 amino acids)
Biological process (GO): L-leucine biosynthetic process
Cellular component (GO): 3-isopropylmalate dehydratase complex
Molecular function (GO): 3-isopropylmalate dehydratase activity; 4 iron, 4 sulfur cluster binding
Source: RefSeq, a predicted model, not a curated record
AUGCCUGCUACAGUUAACACUCCAAAGACUCUUUAUGAUAAGGUCUUUGAAGAUCAUAUUGUUCAUAAAGAUGAAUCUGGUUCUUAUUUAUUAUAUAUCGAUAGACAUUUAGUUCAUGAAGUUACUUCUCCUCAAGCUUUUGAAGGUUUAAAAACUGCUGGUAGAUCAGUUAGAAGAACUGAUUGUACUUUAGCCACUGUGGAUCAUAAUAUUCCAACUGAAUCAAGAGCAAAUUUCCAAUCAACUGCAAGUUUUAUUAAACAACAAGAUUCAAGAUUACAAGUUGAAACUUUAGAACAAAAUGUUAAAGAUUUUGGUGUUACUUUCUUUGGUAUGACUGAUGAUAGACAAGGUAUUGUUCAUAUUAUUGGUCCUGAACAAGGUUUCACUUUACCUGGUACAACUGUUGUUUGUGGUGAUUCUCAUACUUCAACUCAUGGUGCUUUUGGUUCUUUAGCUUUUGGUAUUGGUACUUCAGAAGUUGAACAUGUUUUAGCAACUCAAACAAUUAUUCAAGGUAAAUCAAAAAAUAUGAGAAUUUUUAUUGAUGGUGAUUUAGAAGAAGGUAUUACAUCAAAAGAUUUAGUUUUACAUGUUAUUGGUGUUAUUGGUACUGCUGGUGGUACUGGUUCAGUUAUUGAAUUUGCUGGUAAGGCAAUUGAAAAUUUAUCAAUGGAAGCAAGAAUGUCAAUUUGUAAUAUGGCUAUUGAAGCUGGUGCAAGAGCUGGUAUGAUUAAACCAGAUGAAACUACUUUUAAAUAUAUUGAAGGUCGUCCAUUAGCUCCAAAAGGUGCUGAAUGGGAAAAAGCUAAAAAUUAUUGGAGAACUUUACAUACUGAUGAAGGUGCACAUUUCGAUGAUGAUAUUAUUAUUAAAGCUUCAGAUAUUGUUCCAACUAUAACUUGGGGUACUUCUCCACAAGAUGCUUUACCAAUCACAGGUGCAGUUCCAGAUCCAACAAAAGUUGAUGAUCCAAUUAAAAAAUCAGGUAUGGAAAGAGCUUUAAAAUAUAUGGGUUUAACUCCAAAUACCCCUUUUAAGGAAAUCCCAAUUGAUAAAGUUUUUAUUGGUUCUUGUACAAAUGCCCGUAUUGAAGAUCUUAGAGCUGCUGCAAAAGUUGUUAAAGGUCAUAAAAAAGCUUCAAAUGUUAAACGUGCCAUGGUUGUUCCAGGUUCAGGUCUUGUUAAAAAACAAGCUGAAAGAGAAGGUUUAGAUAAAGUUUUCGAAGCUGCUGAUUUUGAAUGGAGAGAAGCUGGUUGUUCAAUGUGUUUAGGUAUGAAUCCUGAUAUUUUGGAUCCAGAAGAACGUUGUGCUUCUACAUCAAAUAGAAAUUUUGAAGGUCGUCAAGGUGCUGCUUCAAGAACUCAUUUAAUGUCACCAGCAAUGGCUGCAGCUGCAGGUAUUAUUGGUUAUUUCACAGAUAUUAGAGAAUAUAAAUAUUCUCAUAUUGAUGAACCAAAAUUAGAAAUUGGUAGUGAUGAAGAUGAAGCUUUACAAGAUGCUGUUUAUGAUGAAGAAAAACAACCAGUUGAUGAUGGUGAAGGUGAAAUUGAUAUUAAUGAACAAGAAAAACAAGCUGAAAAAUUAAAUGAUGUUCCAAAAACUGAUAAAUCUGUUAAACAAACCGUUUUACCAGGUGAAGAAAAACCAAGUAAUGCAUUUACUACAUUAACUGGUAUCACUGCUCCAUUAGAUAAAGCUAAUGUUGAUACUGAUGCUAUUAUUCCAAAACAAUUUUUGAAAACAAUUAAAAGAACAGGUUUAAAAAAUGGUUUAUUUUAUGAAUUACGUUUUGUUAAAGAUUCUGAAGGUAAAGAUGUUGAAACAGAUUUCGUCUUAAAUACAGGUAUUUGGAGAAAUGCAGAAAUCUUAUUAGUUAGUGGUGAUAAUUUUGGUUGUGGUUCUUCAAGAGAACAUGCACCAUGGGCUUUAAAAGAUUUUGGUAUUAAAUCUAUUAUUGCUCCAUCAUUUGGUGAUAUUUUCUAUAACAAUUCUUUCAAAAAUUUCAUUUUACCAAUUAGAUUACCACAAGAAAUUAUCUUGGAAAAAUUAGCACCACCAGCAAGAGCUGGUAAAAAAUUAACAAUUGAUUUACCAAAUCAAAAAAUCUUGGGUCCAGAUGGUGAAGUUUUAGUUGAUCAUUUUGAUGUUGAACCAUUUAGAAAACAUUGUUUAAUUAAUGGUCUUGAUGAUAUUGGAUUAACUUUACAAAAAGAAGAAUAUAUUGAAAAAUAUGAAGCUAAAAGAAGAGAUAAAUUUUCUUUCUUGGAAGGUGGUACUAAAUUAAUUAAACCUGUUAAAGGUACCAAAAAGAGUAAAUUUGGUGUUAAAGCUCAAGAAUGGUGA